AUGUCAAGCACCACUACUGAUUGGAUUGCUAUGCAAUUCAAUACUGCUAGUUGGACAGUUAAUCAAAUUCAAAUUCAUAGUAAAGAUAGACAACUUAUAGCAAUGUUAAAAGGUCAAAUUACUUUAUUAAUCACAACAACAUGGCCCUAUGUUGCUGUGAUGAUUUACACUGUAUUGACAAAGAAUAUCCCACCAUCGAAUAAGUCAACCGCACGUAAUGCAAUUGAAGCAUUCGCUCUUACAUUUAGUACAAGUUUUUUUCUUUAUUUAUUUAAUGCAGUAAGCGUUGGAAAAGCGAAUUUAGAAAUUCUUGUUUGA
Messenger RNA from Rotaria sp. Silwood2, 318 nucleotides. The record is from the annotation of a GenBank genome assembly. Lineage: Eukaryota; Metazoa; Rotifera; Eurotatoria; Philodinida; Philodinidae.